UUUAACGAAACGUUAAACAUGACCAACACACACGAGACCUAGGGUGAUAAUCUAGGCUGUCGCGCGGACUGCUCACUUAACAGGCUACUACAUCUUUACAAUGGCUCUGGACGAUAUUAAGGAAACCCUUGGUCGGGAAAUGGAAAAUGGACAGAAGCGAGAAAUUUGACGAAUUUUUAAAAGAAGUUGGUGUUAACAUGGUGUUACGGAAGUUAGCGUCCCUAGCGAAACCAACGAUGACUAUAUCAGUCGAAGGGGAAAUAAUUAAGAUUAUCACAGAUAUAGCGGUAAGGAGAGAGGAAGAUUCCUUUAAACUGGACGAGCCCUUCGAUAAGGAGAGGGAAGGCGAGAUGUUCCGUGGAUGUGCCACGUGGGAAGAUGGUAAAUUAAAGAUGACAGGAACACCAUUAGACUCCAGAUCCAAAAUGAAGGCCCCGACAAUAUACAGGGAGAAAGUUGGUGAAGAAAUGCUUAUGACAAUGUGUGUCGGUGACGUAGUAUGUAAAAGAUACUUUAAGAGAUUGGAGUAACACAGAAACCAUCUGCAUAGCAGACACCAGUUGGAAUUCAGUGACGCAUUACACACACUUUUAUUGCCAAAUUGGAGGGUGAUGGUGUAUAUGAGGAUAUCUCUGAAAUAGUGCUUAUUUGUCCCUGUAUUCCCGUACAUAUAAUAAAGAAAACUGCGAAAAAAACAAGCAAGCAAAGAAAUAUUAGCAGAAUAGCAUUAUAUUCGUUUAUGUGGAAAUGAUAUUUUAGCAUAUAACGGCAGAAUAUGAUAUAUAGUCCUUCCUCUCACUCUAUAUCAAUAACAGUGGACUAAAUUGGACUUCAUCGGUACUGCAUAAUUUGACCGGUUUGCAGAGAACUCCAGAUUGUAGAGUCUGAUUUUGUAUCAAUACAUGUACAAUGCAGUUAUCAUAGUUGUGUUAUGUAUGUAAUAAUGUAAACACACAAAUCUUGAAACUGCGCUUUAUUUCAUCUGUAGAAAAGCAGUGUUUAUUUCAAUAAGUGAUUAUAUAUAUAAAAUAUAUACAACAUAUGUAAAAUGUUAAAUUUAAAUCAUUAUAUUGCCAACUUAAAUAAAAUUUACGAUAUUUGCUUGAAAA
Messenger RNA from Pecten maximus, 1109 nucleotides. RefSeq names its product fatty acid-binding protein, liver-like. Gene Ontology annotation, biological process: fatty acid transport. The transcript is spliced from 4 exons. Gene Ontology annotation, cellular component: cytosol; nucleus. The record is from RefSeq and is a predicted model, not a curated record. NCBI's taxonomy places the organism in Eukaryota, Metazoa, Mollusca, Bivalvia, Pectinida, Pectinidae. Gene Ontology annotation, molecular function: fatty acid binding. The coding region runs from base 147 to 530 and encodes 127 amino acids.